AGGCAGCUCCAGGCGGAAGAGGAAGUGAAGAUGACGGUCCAUAAUCUGUACAUUUUCGACCGAAAUGGAAACUGUCUGUUUUAUAACGAGUGGAACAGGAAAAAGCACGCGGGCAUCUCCAAAGACGAGGAGUUCAAACUCAUGUACGGGAUGCUGUUCUCCAUCAGAUCCUUCGUCAGUAAAAUGUCUCCCCUCGACAUGAAGGACGGGUUCCUUUCGUUCCAGACGAGUAAAUACAGACUUCAUUUCUACGAGACGCCGAGUGGACUCAAGUUUGUCCUGAACACGGAUCUGUCUGUGUCCAACGCCCGGGACACGCUCCAGCAGAUCUACAGCAGCCUGUAUGUGGAGCACAUCGUGAAGAACCCGCUCUGUGCUGUGGGACAGACUCUGGAGUCUGAACUCUUCUCCUCCAAACUCGACGCCUUCAUCAAAGCUCUGCCCUACUACAGCCCCCGAGCCGCCUAGUGCGCCUCCUCCUCUGCUCCUCCUCUGCUCCUCCUCUGCUCCUCUGCCCCUCCUCUGCUCCUCCUCUGCUCCUCUACCCCUCCUCUGCCCCUCCUCCGCACCUCCUCUGCUCCUCCUCUGCUCCUCUGACCUUCCUCCUCUGCCCCUCCUCCUCUGCUCCUCUGCUCCUCUGCUGCUCCUCUCCUCCUCCUCUGCUCCUCCUCUGCUCCUCUGAAUUGUUGUUUUGUUGUAAACUUGAGUGACUUUAUUUAUACAAGUUGUUGAAUAAAUC
Molecule: messenger RNA, 739 nt
Organism: Periophthalmus magnuspinnatus
Lineage: Eukaryota; Metazoa; Chordata; Actinopteri; Gobiiformes; Gobiidae
Gene: trappc1
Product: trafficking protein particle complex subunit 1
Exons: 5
Coding region: 31-468 (145 amino acids)
Biological process (GO): endoplasmic reticulum to Golgi vesicle-mediated transport
Cellular component (GO): TRAPP complex
Source: RefSeq, a predicted model, not a curated record